This is a messenger RNA of Ambispora gerdemannii, 1029 nucleotides long. Lineage: Eukaryota; Fungi; Glomeromycota; Glomeromycetes; Archaeosporales; Ambisporaceae. The record is from the annotation of a GenBank genome assembly.
AUGACCACUACUACCACUAUUAUGCUUUUAGAUCACAUCCAUUCGAUCAAAGGUUAUUGUUACGAUUUGCCUGUAGAAUUCGCCAGCAAAGGCAUGCAAUUACCUGUGACAAUUUUUACUGCUUUGGCGAUCUUAUGUUACGGUUGCUUCUUGAUGUAUAGUCUGAUAAAUGAUGCUCCUGUUCUGGUUACUGUUACGACAAUUCAGUCAUACAUUAAAACUCCUAGUAAGAAAAAAGUUAAAGCCGCUUUUGAAUUUGAUGUGAAUUGCACUUUCCUCAACCCCGAUCCAAUUUGCACUGAUUAUAUAUCGAAUUUAACUGAUCUAACUGAGAGUACAUAUUGGUUCAAAUUCAAUGCAUCUGAGAUCGCAGCAUUCUCUCAGGACGAGAUAGAGGAUAACACAGACGAGACAAAGAAUAUCAAUCUAGACAGGAUAAGUGCGAUUGAAUUCACUUUUGAGAAAUCUGAUUCAUCGCAGUUGAAUUAUCGUUCUUAUAUAAAAGCAACUCUUUGGGAUUCUGGCAACGAUGACGAGGACAGUGUGAGCCUCGGUACUUUAAGUCAAACAACAGCAAAUAAUCGAUAUUUUCUUUCACCUUUUCAAAAUAAUUUUAUCAAUUUUAGAAGGUAUAAAAACGAAAGCCUCGUUCAUAGUAUUAGAAAUGUGUUGGGCGUUCCUCCUUCCGAACUAUUUGAAGCUUAUUACAUCGAUACGACAUUCCAAACCGCCAAUAUUGCCGGAAAUCAAACUCAUUAUUUGCUUUUGACUAUAAGAUUACUAACUUACGAGGGUUUGGCCAUAGUAAGUGAACUCGGUGGUGCUUAUGCACCUUUUAUGUCUGCGUUUCUCUAUACGUUUGGUUUAUAUCUCUGCUAUAAAAAACCAAUCACUCCAAAGAAAUUUAUUGAGAGAUUUAAUGAUAACGUAGAUGAGAAUCAAGAUGAUCCCUCGCUUACUACUGAUACACUUGAUACUCGGUUGAAACGGGUGGAGAAGUUAUUAAGCGAGUAUAAUUUCAAUGUUUGA